Pocillopora meandrina is the source of this 10852-nucleotide messenger RNA. The record is from the annotation of a GenBank genome assembly. NCBI's taxonomy places the organism in Eukaryota, Metazoa, Cnidaria, Anthozoa, Scleractinia, Pocilloporidae.
GUGGAAAAUAUCAUGACUGAAAAAAACUGAAUUCAGCAAUGCAAUGCUUGUCUUUAGAGAGCCAGAAACAGAGUUCACUGUUUAAGAGGCAGACCGCUUGUGUGUUAAAAGCCUUGGGAUGAGAUUAUUAUAUGAACAUUUAUAAAUAAGGAUCUCAUGGUUAAUUUUUUUUAACUUAAUACUGAACUUUAGACUGAUUAACAAAGGAAAGAGUACAUCCAGGCAUUUAAGCUCGACACAAUUUCUGGUCGUCCGUGUUCAUAAAUGUUUCAGUUGAAAGGAAGGUAGCAGCCCCGGCAACUAACAAUCUUGUUGAUUGGAAUCACACCAGUCGAUAGAGUGGAAUUUUAAGGUAAUGGUUUGGCACAGAACAUUAUGUCAAUACUUACAUGCGACAUUGUUAAACAUUUCAAAAAAAAAAUUAGGUUUCCCCCCUGCCAUGAAUGACACCUAAAACCGGGAUAGAUAUUUAGGGUUCUUGGAGAAAUCAUCGAAACCCUCAUUAUGCUUGGGAGUUACAUCAUUCCUUAGAGAUCGUACCCAAAGGAGGAAAAUGACGAAGACCAUUUACGCACUUCAAGUUCUUCCAGUGUCACUCACUUAAUAUGUUUCUUAAAUUUACUCUACUGUUGAUCACAACUGAAGGAAUUUGUUUGACAUUCAUCCGAUGCUAGAUUCUUCCUUCUGGCCCAUACUAACCGGAAAAAUGGGAAUAUUCAUCAAGCUUUUUUUUUUUUUCCUUUCGCUUGUUGGUUGUUGAUAAUUUUUUCUCGUUGUCACGCGAUUGCGUUUGAGAUGCGACCUUUAAACUCAGUUCUUGCAUCAUCGUUACCCGAUUGGACAUAUCGGGUCAGUCUGAGUCAUUCAGUUCUUAGAGAAAAGGAUAAAAAGUGGCGGUGGAUAGAGAUCGGCGUUAUAUUCUCCGUAAUUUUUAUUAUAAUGUAUAUUUAUAUUUUAUUAUAAUCUCUUGAACACAAACGACGUCAAAAUGUGGUAAAAACCGCGAAAAAGUGCUUCACGAGGCUUCGCCGAUCGCGUCACUGAUCGAUGUCCUUGCCACAUUUUUCCCGUCUUCUGUGAACUAUUUCUGUACAGAUCCACAAAAAUAUGAAAUCUUUUAACAGUAUAUGUUAUAGAAGAAAAAUAUUGUCAGCGUCUUCCCUCCGAUAGAUCAUAAGAAGGAAUUAACCAAUCAAAAUGCGACUGUAACUCAGCGUAUCAGUAUUGAAAAUGUUUGUGUUGCUAAGAGUUCGAGUUAAAAUUGCCAAAUGCCACGCAAAUAAUCAGUUUUUGUCUGCGGAUAGGUUGAGAAAUUUUCAUAAGCAUCAUAGGGACUGAAAGAGGAUGACAGAUAAUUUCAGCACCAAACAGACUAAGUAAAGUAUUUACUACUUUCAGUGCAGUUGGCCAAAUACAGGAUCAUGCAUCCGUGAGGGAAAGUGAUUGAUGUUUAUCAUUUCCUUUCGUUUUCAGUCUUAAAAUUACGUGUUAUCAAGAGUUCGAGUUAGAAUUGCCGAAUGUCUCGUAAAUAACCAUCGUUUGUCGUGUUAACAUAAUGUUAACAAGCAACGUAAAAACUUUAAAAAAAGAUGGCAAAGAUUAUUUCAGCCCCAAAUAGACUAUGUAAAGUGUUUCCCUGAUUCAGUGAAGUUGGCCAAAUACAGGACCAUGCAUCUAUGAGGGAAGGAGGUGGGGGGGGGGUAUGCAGUGAGGAAACCAUCUCUAGUCCCUGAGUUUAAAAUGAGCCAUGUACUAUUAACAAAAUAAUCUGUUCUAUUCACAAAGCAAAGAAAGUGCACCUUAGGAAACCCCCCUCCUCCCCCCUGCUUCCCAAUGAAAUGACACCCUUUAAAGGAGGUUAAACAAAUAUUCUGCCCGGGGGAAUUAAGAAUUCUAAUCAUGCCAACACUGACCUUGGCAAUAAACUUAGGGGAAGUUUUUUUUAGCGAGGUCGAAUGAAUGCCGUCCAAAUGAGGUAAAUUUAAAAACUCUGUAAUUGCUUCAGUCAACUUUGCCUCUACUUUGCCUGGCUAGGGAAUGAAACCUAAAGUAUUAUCAAGCACAUUCCACGGUAGUUUUGCUGAGAUUGUUGUUUUACAAAUCCGCAUGUUCUACCCUCUAUUUCGAUAUGGCGAAACCUCAGGGGAUUAAUGUCGCCAUUUAUCAAUUUGUAUUCUUGUGUUCUCUGAUUGGAUAAAAUUGAACCGUUACAUUUUAAAAUGGUAAGAUAGGUAAAUGAUGAUGAGAUUGAUAGGCAAGGAAAAAUCGAGAACAGUUGAGAGUAGAGAAAUGUAACAAGGAUUACUCGUGACAAAUAUAGCUGAAAAAGUUAUAGGAACCUUGACCUAGCUCUUGAAAUUUCCGGCUUUCUGGAGUAUAUCAAGGAUUUUUAAUUAACGAGAAUAGAAGUAGAAGUAGCGGUUUCCAUCGGAUACGUGUUAGCACAAUAUGACAGUAAUGAAAACAGCUUGCUACCUUGUCAUCUAAUUCUCAUGUGAUUUCCUCAGGAAAAAGCUCCCCACAACGUAAGCAUGGCCGAUGUAGCGAAAAUUCUGCUUCUUUCUGUGUCGAUUUUUCUCGUACAAAGUGUUCUAGGUAAGUCUAUAUAUACAUAUAUAAGUGCCAAAAGAACUUAAAUACUUCUAGGGUGUGUUAGUGAGUUCAGUUAUUGAUAGACGUAUCCUGAGAAAUCCGCCAGACCAUAUCGAAUUUAGCGAUGUUGAUUAAAAUUUCAAAUCAACAAAACCACAAGGUAUAAUUACAUGCUUCGCCACUAUUCUCUGGCAAAAAGACAAUGUCUGAAGGUGUCACAACUGCUGCCUCAUUUGAACCCUGAUAUUUCAAUGUAAGAUCAUAGAUGUAGGGGUGUCAAUGAAAGUCGGUUAACAACCGUCAACCGCCGCCUUAAAGACUGCUCACUGCCGUCUUUGUCGCCUGCCAUCAGGCUGUCGUGUUUGGGUUUCGCCUUACGGUGCAGCCGCCAAUAACACCAACGGUAGUCGCUAAUGGAAAUAGUUAUUGAAACUCUUGUAAAUGGAGUCUGCGUAGAAUAUCAAGUGUUGAACAAAGGCAUUAAUCGUUCGUGAAAAUAUACACGCGUCCGGAUGUUUCAUAUGAACUGCGGUUACGCCGCAAUUUAGGCGUGUAGAAAAAAAAGUAAUUAACAUUUUUCCCUUCAUCCAUUUUAUUUUUCUCAAUCCUCAGAAACCCGUUUUCGUUCUUCUUUAGUGUUUUCCUAUUUUUCAAAUUAUUAAAAAAAUUAUCUGUUUACCUAUAAAUGUUAUAGUCUCCUGCAAGCUUAUGUAUUUUUAUUCAGUGACUCUAAAUGUCGGAAUGAGCUCUUCUAGUUUCAACCAGUCAUCAUGAAAAUUAUAUGCAAAAUUACAACAAAUUUUCCAGGUUUUCGUGACCGUGAGGAAAAAUAAACCAUUAAAUUAAAGUUUUCCCAAUUAGCGCUGAAAGAAUCUAUCACUAGAUAAGUUGAGCGUGACCUAAAACAGCAAACGUUACACUUUAUGUUAAUAAUAAGUUUUUUCGGCUGUGUUUACAAUAAAGUGAGUAAAUAUUUCCUCUAGCGUUCGAGAUCUUGAGAGCAUUCUUUAAGUCUUUUGAUAAGGAAACGCAAUUCUGAUCGCAGAUUUUAUUAAGAAGACUUUUUCUUCGUAAAGCUUUACUGUUUUAGUUCUGUUCACCAAUAUAGGGCAGUAGGUUAGAACUAGGUGUAUAGAUGAAAGAUCUUCAGCGAUCUAACAUAGCUGCCAUUCCAACCAGUUGCUUAGGAACUCGCCUUUUUCGUCGGAGGUGGGUUUUGGUCGUCUAUCGCUGCCAUUGCAUUUAAGUUUGAAGAAAAAAGUAAUUACCCCAAAAUUUAUGAUCAUAAAAUGAAAUUAGGGACGUUAGGCAAAGUAUGAUGGCGAUGAUUUGGUUUUGCCGAGAGGCAUUUGUUAUUGCCGUGACUAGUGUGGGCCACCGUACCGACAAAAUAAUUGACAAGUAAUAUUUGAAGUAUUUCAGACGACACGAUAUAUUUCUAACAGACGUGCGCCGCCGAAGUGCGCCUUUCUAAAGUAAAGCUAUGCGUAAAGAGCUCAAUGGACACGUCAACACUUCUCACAUAUGCUAUUAAAAUGCGGAAGUUUCUCGUUAAUAGAUAAUUACUGAGGUUCGCAGCAUUAUUGGGUAUAAUGCAGGUAGCUGAGGCCGCAGGCCGAAGCUGCCUGCAUUAUACCCAAUAAUGCUGCGAACCGAAGUAAUUAACUAUUAUAAUUAUUGACCCUCAUAAAAUCCUAUUGUUCUCUCUCUGCAUUACAUCGACGAUUUCAGUCGCCCCUUCAUAUUGAAUAUUUUCUCAGGCUGAAAUCGCCGAUAUAAUGCUGAGAGAGAACAAUAGGAUUUUAUGAGGGUCAGUAAUUAUUUGAGUUUAGCGCCUUGAAUGACGGUAAGCUCAUUCAGCCAUUUGCGGGAGUCCUGCUAAAAAUAUAUUAAUUAUUUUUUUUAAGCGAAUUGUUCCUCAGAGAUACUGUCCUGACUGCUUGAGGUCCCCGGUAUUGAUUUAUCUGAUCCAUUUGCGACCGAAAAAAAAAUUCAAGAAAAGUUCUCUUUUCUUUUCUGAAACACUGUUUAAUACGAGACCCUGGAUGAAAAGAAACGUUUUUGAUCAGUGUUGGGUGCGACAGACGAGAAAUUAUCACAUAAGUUUGAAACAGAAGUAACCCAAAUUGAAGCAGUUUGAAUUACACUAAGUAUUGGAAGAGGAAACAUUGGCUACAACUGCGUCGAUUCUUUUCCUUCUAGUUCACAUUACGUUCGACCAUGUACUAUAUACUUUAAGGUCUUAAUAGGGUUAACCGUCAGUGGUAAAACAGAAAAAAUUGGCAGUUAGACGAAAACAUUGACAAACUUUAACCGUUUGCAGGAGCCUUCUAUAAUUAGCUCCUGCUAAAGGCAGGAGCUAAUUAUGUGCCAGGUGAGGAAACCGUUACGAGACUACUGGAGAAAACGUUUAACCAAAAUAGCAGAAAUUUUUUAGAGCAUAUGAUAAAAGAUAAGAAAGACAUGGCCUCAUAAAGUCUUAGUUGACGCGUUGGUACACUUCCUCAGCACCACACAAACGUAUAUAAGACUUUUUUCGACGCACUGAGGUUUCAUCCAUCGGCCGCGAUAGAUUGCCAUCUGCUCUUUUCACAGGAGUAGUUGGAUAAACACGGCAUAAGUAGAAAUAAAAAUAUGUGAAAGGAUUCUCCGUUUUUUUCGCCUAGAUAAUGGGUCAUUUUACCUAAUCUUUCAGGUACAAAUGAUAUUAAAUUCGUCAAGCCUCUUCCAAAAAGCGUCUAUGCUAUUGAGUUUGACUCAGCCAACGUUACAUGUAUCGCCUUGGAUUCCUCCGGCACUACUGAGCCUCCGAUCAUCAGCUUUAAGAGGCAAGACAACAUGGGUGUACUUCGUGAACUAGUGGAAGAUGACAACGUCUUCUUCAGGAACCAAAUUCAGUCAGUCGGUGGGUAAAUAAAUUGUUCUUUUUAUGUUUUAAUAGUCACAAAUCUGUGUCUCCUUCUGGUGAACGAUGCGGUGACCUUAAUGUUAGCGCGCUGGACUCUGCUGAACUCAGAAUCACGAAGAGGUCUGGGUAGAGUCUUCUAGAGUUUCUGUAGAAUAAUAGACAUGAAAAAAUACGCGCGAAAUGGCAAAAACUUAGUCAAAAGUACUUUAAUAUCGAGACCUUGUCUGUCUUUGACGUGAUACUCAACCACAGUCCACGGCGGAAUAGACCGAGUGCAAAUAAUGUAAUAACAACAAAAUGAGCCUAAAAUGCUAAAAGAGAAAGAGAGAGAAGAACAGAAAAAGUGAAUGGAAAAGUGGAUGGGAGGGGGUGUGGAGCAGGGUUACUCUUUCCGGGCGGGAAGACAAAGAAAGAAAUAUUGGUUAGGAGGGAGAUACAAUUUUUCUUGCGGGUCGGGAAAAGGAAAGUUGUUAACGAUAUGUGUCAAGACUAGUCUUAAAGAAUAAAAGAAAAUCUGUGGAAGAUUUUGACUUUUUGAACAUUAUGUUUGCAGGUAACGACACAAAGCUUUUUCGCACCAUGGUGAUCAAAAAUGUGACGCUAGAAUAUGACAGUUUGUCGGGAGGUUACCAGUGCCAUGCGUUCGCAGGAAAUACGAGCAAGAAUUCAGAGGACCAAUUUGCCUUCAAUGUCAACGUAAUCGAAAGUAUGUCUGACUUGUACCUGCUUUAUCACUGUAGAGCUUAGAGCUUAAGUUCACUUAUUGACGUCAUCUCUCCGUCAAUCACUAAGGGGGAGAUCUCUUCGCUAUUUUUAUUUUUUAUUUUUUUUUUUUUACACUUCUUCCCAUAAAAACCUUGCCUCUUUUCAUAUUUUUAGCUUGCAAAAAGUACCCCUUUCGAUUCGCUGGAAUCAGUUCGAGGGCGAAGAGAGCGGUAACCUUGAUUACGCCCGAGUUAGCUAUACCUUCCCCCUUCCCCUGAAAGUCAGUCACGCUCGUCAGUAGUAGGAUUGAAAUAUAAACUGCUAACAUGGGCCAUUUUUGUCUUCAUGUAGCAAGUUAUUCAAAAAUAAAGAGUCAACUAUUAUUACCUUCCCAGAGAACGAAAUUCCUAAAGUCACAGUCACACCUCACACUCAAGUCCUGAAACACGAUGAAGACCUCACCCUCUUUUGCAACUUAACCAAUAAAGGAAGCGAGGGAAAUAAACUAGAAAAAAUGUAUUGGUUUAAAGAUGAUGUGUUGUUGGAUAGUCUGAAAAUCGAAGAAUUAGAAAAAGACUCUCUUGAGUUUGCACGGGAAAUUAAUCGCGUGGGAGUCAGAAAUGGAGGAAUAUACUCGUGCGUUCUGGAAGCCAAAUUGAAAGGUGUUCUGGGACACAACGUGUCGGAUGACGCUAUGAUUCGCAGUAAGUGUUUUUCUAAUUUCACAAGCUCGAUAACUGAGGUAACCCUACUGUGAUCUUUUACGAACUUCUGUCGCUUAUGGUGACUUACAUUUUUAACAAAAAUUGAUAGAUCACUACUACUACAAUUACUACUAUUCCAAUUUUCCUUUUCCUUCUUUAAAGGCUCAAUAAACACAUUUCAAUUUCCAAAUUUUUGAGAAAUACUCAAUAUAAAACUUUUACCAUAGCAACACUACGGUCUACCUGUAACUCAUAAACGCGUUUAGUGAUCCUCGUUUCCAUUAUCGAACUGACACAAACUAUUUUUUAUAGUUUUGCAAUCUUACUGAAAAAAAAAGCUCCGGUAUGCUCUUGAAGCCAUUUUAGAGAAUUUACAUCAGUCACAUCAAGAGAUUAGCUUUACUGUUGGUCGCCUACCUUUAUCAAGGAAAUGUAAACUGUCGUUUAGCUGAAAUCUACACGUAUUUUGAUUGGUUCCUUCUCACGAUCUACUGGAGGACAGACACAUACAUAGCGUCACGAUUAUAACUUUUUGCUUCUUAAUUAUAUGAAGCAAAGAAAUUCCAUGUUGACGUUGUAGAUCGGAAACGACGUCAAACUGGGGUAAGAAUUACAUCAGUGACAUGCUCUGCCGCGCCUCGUGCGCCGUUGUUUUGUUCUCACCGCAUUUUGACGUCAUUUGUGAUGUAUAAUAAUAAUAAAAGAAUAAAAGAAGUUUAAUUCCACCAUCAUCGUAGUUGAUCUGAAUUACAAUGUGGUUACAAAUGUACAACUAUAAGAAUUACAUACUGUUAAUCAAUAAGGGACUGGGUUACAAUAGAUUUUAUAUUAAAAUUACAAAUACAAGUUAAAAUAUAUAUGUAGGCAUAUGGUCUAAUCAUCUAUCUAUUUAUCUGUCUAUCUAUCUGUCUAUCUAUCUAUCUAUCUAUCUAUCUAUAUGUCUAUCUAUCUAUCGAUCUAUCAAUAUAUCUAUCUACUAUCUAUGUAUCUAUAUGUCUAUCUAUCUAUCUAUUUACCUAUCUAUAUAUCUAUGUCUACAUAUCUACUAUUUAUAUAUCUAUGUCUAUCUACUAUCUAUCUAUCUAUUUACUAUCUAUAUAUCUAUAUGUCUAUCUAUCUAUCUAUUUAUCUAUAUAUACCUAUAUGUCUAUUUAUAUAUCUAUAUGUCUAUCUAUCUAUCUAUUUAUCUAUAUAUACCUAUCUAUCUAUUCAUCUAUCUGUCUAUCUAUCUAUCUAUCAAUAUAUCCAUAUAUCUAUCUUUUGUCUAUCUAUCUAUUAAUCUAUCUAUCUACUAUCUAUAUAUCUAUAUGCCUAUCUAUCUAUCUAUCUAUCCAUUUAUCUAUCUAUCUAUCGAUCGAUUAAUCAAUAUAUCUAUCUAUCUAUAUUUAUCCAUAUAUCUAUCUAUUUGUCUAUCUGUUUACUGAACACGUAAUCGUGGUUCAAAUUUCUUAGAAAUUAAAUGAAAUCUUCUUUCUUGAUAUUUUUUCAGUUGCGACGUGGCUUCCAAAACCUGGAAAGAAUGCUAAGCAAAAUGUGCACAAUGUUGAGCAGAAGUCAUUCAAAGGAGAUAAUGUGAGUUUUGAAUGUGCAGCCAAAGGAUUUCCUCUAGAGAUUGAAUGGAAAAUAAAGAAGAAAAAUGAGGACACCGUGCAAGCUUGUAUAAGUAAGUCUUUCACUUUUCAUUUCCCAUUUCUUUUUCUCUCUGCGAGAAUUGAUCACAGAGUAAAACACGACUUCAAAACUGAAUAAAGUUGGGUAUCUAUCAACUUUCAACGCGAGUCGAAAUAAAAGCCUUCAAGAUAUCAAGAAGGGAAAACUUUUAAAAAUUUCAACUGUAAUUUUAUGAGGGUAUAAUUAACUUCAAAGAUCAUACUUCCUUUAUUAUAUUAAGUGUCGAAAAAAUGCUUUUAAAUCCACGAUCAGUUUAUUUCUACCAAAUAAACUCAUGUACCGUCUCUUUCCUUUUCGACCCUCCUUCAUGUUAAUUGCCUACAAUUUUUCCUUUUCUCACGAAAAUGUGUUUAAUCAGAACAAGCCUUCGUUUAGGAACGCCUCCGUUAUCUGAAGGCAUUACUUGUUUAUUCCAGGAUAAUUAGAGGUUAUAAAUCCUCUAUAAAUCAUCUACAAAGAGUUAUUUAAAGAUUUAGCCUGUUUAGCCUCCUCCCUCUCCCUUCAGAUCCUAACGAUCGCGCUGGUUCCAAAAUUGUCCACUUUCCCUACCAUUAAACUCUGCUACACCAACUGUGACAAAUAAUGAUCUUGAUGUCUUCUAUAGCUAUCCCUAUUGCCGCCAUUCCACAAAUUUAACCAUCAACCGUCUCAAUACCAUGGAAGAUAUUGAUGCUAUUUCUUGCCAUUGGUGCCAAAGUUUUCCCCCUAACUGCCAAAGUCGAACCCCGCCUACAACCCACCCCUUUCCACAUGGAAACCCUCAACUAUGCCUCUUACGCCAGAUUCGGGGAGACACAAUGAGAACUUAUCCCUCAAUCCCGAUAAACUUUAUUUCUAUGUAAUUUUUUUGUGCAUUUACCAUUGCCUAUUGUAAUUGAAAAUAUCUAUAGAGAACCAUAACCAAUCUUGUAUUGUGCACUUCGUUAGACGGAACGGCGAAUGGACGCUACAAAAUUCAACGUCGCAGCGCUUACGACCCGUAUGUUCUCACCAUAUCUGACGUGCAGUACUCUGAUCGCGGCUUUUACUACUGCUGUCUUCCCUCAAACUGCUCUGAUAACGUCAAAGAUAACUGUCAACGAUUCGUUCUCCGCGUCAAAGGUAGGAACUUAUCCUUAAUUUGUUAGGGCUACUGCCUCCGAUAGGAGGCGAAAUCACAUGUGGCGCGGAAUGACGUAAUAUCCCAGAACGUGGAGUGCUUCUUUGUAUGAAACAAAAGUCUCAAUACUGAUAAAUUAUUUAUAAUUAACAGGCGAAAUUAAAAGAAGCAUAGGUAAUCAUUAUAGGAGCCCAGAGGAUUGGGGAACCAUGAGGCUUUCGAGCUAGCCCCUUUAAAUUAAAUUAUUGAAUUAUCAAAAAUUAUCAUUAUGUUACCUAUACUCAUCAUCAUUAUUAUUAUUAAUAACAUCAUUAUUUGUUACCACUUAAUUAUUGGUUGAAUGUCAAUUAGACACUAUAUUCUUGAAUCAUCUUCCUCUUGUAGACCAGGAUACUCAUAAAUAUGUGGAAUGCGGCAGGUUUUCUGUUUUGCAUGUGAGAUAAAUAUUCUGCCACGCUACCUUCUAGCGUCAUGAAACAACCUCUAGUUCUUUCUAAUGCUAUAAAAAAAAGUUUGCUACAUUAGUAGCCAUAUGGAGUCUGACUGUAUUUUUGCACAAUUAACGAACUCACUUCCUCCUCAUAAGUAAUUUUCAAUCGAGCGCCCAAAUUAUUCAAGAUUGCUUUCGCUUUCCUUUACGUCGCUAUGUGAUUAGCUCAGAAAUUUCGCGCCAUUUUCUCAAACGAUCAGAUUCACAGGUCCGAACCAAAAAUCGAUAAGGUAGAAAAAAACUUUGUUGAAAGCGUGCUGUUGUGUUUUUUUUUGGCAGAUCCACUGGGUGCGUUGUGGCCAGCUGUUGGCAUCCUGGUUGAGGCCGUUCUUCUCUUUGUGAUCAUUUUCUUUGCUGGAAGAAGGGAGAAGAACAAAGAGAAACGGUUUAAAAGGAAUUAACGUCGACGUGUUAAUCAUAAUCAUCCCUGCAAACUUAUGACAGUGAGACUAAUGAGAGUGUCACCGCAAGCUAGGAAAUAAGCGAGACUCUGAUGAGCGAAGCUACUCUAAGAAAGGACAUAAAAAGGGACGCUUUCCAACAUAGAAAAGAAAAAUGAUAGUGUGGUAUUCGAUAAAGAAAUUCAGAUGACUUGAGUGGCAUAUGAAACUUUCUAUAAAAAAUCUCUCAUCCAGUCUCUAAUUUAGAAGAAAUCUCCUCUCCAAUGUAUUUGGAAUACCCCC